This is a messenger RNA of Balearica regulorum gibbericeps (East African grey crowned-crane), 2541 nucleotides long. The record is from RefSeq and is a predicted model, not a curated record. NCBI's taxonomy places the organism in Eukaryota, Metazoa, Chordata, Aves, Gruiformes, Gruidae.
CUUUACAACAACUCGCUGGAUGCUUCGCAGAAGGAGGCCGUCUCCUUCUCACUGGCACAGAGGGAGCUUGCCAUUGUCCAUGGACCACCUGGCACAGGGAAGACCACAACUCUAGUGGAGAUCAUCUUGCAAGCUGUACAGCAAGGCCUGAAAGUCCUGUGCUGUGCCCCUUCCAACGUUGCAGUGGAUAACCUGGUGGAAAGGCUGGCUGGCUACAAAGCCCGCAUCCUGCGGCUCGGGCACCCUGCUCGCCUGCUGGAGCCCAUCCAGCAGCAUUCCUUGGAUGCAGUCUUGGCCCGUGGUGACAGCGCCCAGAUAGUGGCAGAUAUCAGGAAGGACAUCGACCAGGCCUUUGCAAAAACUAAAAAGGCUCAAGACAAGGGAGAGCGGAGCCAUUUUCUCAGUGAGAUUAAGGCACUGAGAAAGGAGCUGAAGGAACGAGAAGAAACUGCCAUGGCUGCAGCCCUUACCCAUGCCAGUGUUAUCCUUGCUACGAAUACAGGUGCUUCCUCUGAUGGCCCACUGAAGCUGCUUCCCGAAAACCACUUUGAUCUGGUGGUGAUAGAUGAGUGUGCUCAGGCCCUGGAAGCCAGCUGCUGGAUACCUCUGCUGAAGGCUCGGAAGUGCAUCCUGGCCGGGGAUCACAAACAGCUCCCCCCCACCAUCAUCUCUCACAAAGCUGCUGCCAAGGGCCUUUCACUCAGCUUGAUGGAGCGUCUCAUCGAGAGGUACGGGGAGAAGAUUGUGAAGAUGCUGACGGUGCAGUACCGGAUGCACCAGGCCAUCAUGCAGUGGGCUUCCUUGGAGAUGUACAGUGGCCGGCUCACUGCUCACCCAUCAGUAGCCCAGCAUUUGCUCAAGGACCUGCCGGGCGUCACCUCUACAGAAGAGACCACGAUUCCCUUAUUGCUUAUAGACACUGCUGGCUGUGGCCUGUUUGAGCUGGAAGUGGAAGAUGAACAGUCUAAGGGGAAUCCAGGGGAGGUGGAGCUGGCUGGUUUGCACAUCCAAGCCUUGGUGGAAGCUGGUGUGAAGGCACAAGACAUCGCUGUCGUAGCCCCCUACAACCUCCAGGUGGACAUGCUAAGAGAGCACCUUUACCACAGGUACCCAGAACUGGAAAUUAAAUCAGUGGAUGGUUUCCAAGGAAGAGAGAAAGAGGCGGUGAUCCUGUCAUUUGUGAGGUCCAACAGGAAAGGUGAGGUGGGCUUUCUUGCAGAAGACCGGCGGAUAAACGUAGCGGUGACCCGUGCCCGGCGCCAUGUGGCUGGCAUCUGCGACACCCGCACCGUCAGCAACCAAGCCUUUCUGAAGCGGCUGGUGGAUUAUUUCAGCCAGCACGGGGAGGUGCGCACAGCCUUCGAGUACCUCGACAACCUCGUGCCCGAAAACUACACACAGGAGGGCCGCAGCGAGCGACAAGGUGCAAAGCUCCCCGCAGCACCUGGCCCCAAACCGCAGCUGCCUCCGGGGAGGAAACUCAAAGCAGCAGCGACCAAACCAGCGUGUCCGAAGCCAGAAGCGUGUUUCUCCCCAAACACAAGCGGACCUGGGGGACAGAGCCCGGGGACAAAAGACGGUGCCGACAGAUUCAAGGCCAUGCUGGUGGCCUUCCUGGAGAGCAGCGAGCUGCAGUUGGAUUUCCCCCCGUCCCUCAGUUCCCACGAUCGGAUGCUGGUUCACCUAAUGGCAGAGGAACACGGGCUGCAGCACGUGAGCACCGGGGAAGGGAGGAACCGGUACAUCAGCGUUCGCAAGAAAGAGCCCGCUGAGCCUUCGCUACCCGCAGCCGCCCCCCCUAGCAAGGAGCUCCCCCUUCCUCAGCCGCAACGUCCCAGCAGGGAAACUCCUGUCCCUGCUGAGCCAGGAGGAAGCAGCAAGGGCUCAGGGAAAGUGGACCUGAAAACCCUGCACCUGGAGAGAGUUCAGAGGGAGAAAGCCAGACGGGAGGAGGCCAGUGCCGGCCCUCAGGGCAGCAGCAGGAAAAAAGACAAAAGCGAAGCCAAAGGAAAGCCAGCAGUUAAGAGCGGAGCAGGCAAGGCAGCAGAAGAAGAUAUCGACGCUCUGAUUUCUGCUGCCAUUAAAGCUGACAACACCUGCGGCUUCCCUCGCUGCAAAGCCAGCGUUAGAACCCUGGGACAGCUUUGCCUCCACUGCAACAGGCAGUACUGCCUCAGCCAUCACAUCCCGGAGGUUCACGGCUGCGGGGAGAAGGCCAGGGCCCACGCGCGGCAGAGGAUCAGCAGAGAAGGGGUUCUCUAUCCCGGGAGCGGCUCCAAAGACAAGUCCCUGGACCCGGCCAAGAGAGCCCAUCUCCAGCGGUGCCUCGACAAGAAGCUCAGCGAACUGACCAGCCAGAGAAAGAGCAAAAAGAAAGACAAGAGAAAUGAAGGACCUGAAUGCUUCUUUAACCUUGAAGUCACAGGUCAGACUACCUAAACCAAAGAUGCUAUUAAAGCUACGGGGCCGUGCUGGCCCGAGAGGAAAACGGGAGCUCUCAUUUUGGGUGGUAGACAGCUUGGAGCCAGUGUGCCUGAGUAA